This is a messenger RNA of Bursaphelenchus okinawaensis, 923 nucleotides long. NCBI's taxonomy places the organism in Eukaryota, Metazoa, Nematoda, Chromadorea, Rhabditida, Aphelenchoididae. The record is from the annotation of a GenBank genome assembly.
AUGGUUGCCAACAAUGCUGAGAUCUUGGCCAAUGAGUUUGAGCACGGCAAAGAGUUCAAGUUGAGUGGUACCGGAAAGAAUCGUACUAAGGCUGAAAUGGUAAGCUAUUUUUAAUGUUUUUGUAGUAUUUUUAAAUUAUAUUUUGAACCAAGUUAUAGCUGCAAGUAGAGUUCUUUGUACGGUAAGAUUAAGCCAAAGGUAGGGUGUAUAUAGUAGUAAACUUAACACCCAGAGGCACAGUAUAAUUUACAGCGAUUAUAGCAAAAAAUGGCCAUUUAGUACAGAGUUGAAUAGUUAAAAAUUAAUUUUAUGAAGAGCUACUAGAGUUAAUAUAUGGCAUUGUUAAGUACCUGUAAUAAUAAACACGUUAAAGCUGUUGCAUUGUGCAACAAAUUAAAUAAGCCUAAGGUCGUAUUCGCUGCAUAGAUUCUAAUGUAGAGAUCUAUAGGUACCGAGCCAACCGGUUUUAGCCGGUUCAUUGACUACUUUAGUCAAAGAAUCAACGGUCAAUCAUUCAGACGGCUCUCAAGCCUCAGAACCGACCAGUGAAACCAUUUCUCAAAGCACACUUUCUGACAUAACCCAUGAUACUGUUUCAAACCUACCUAUUGAGAAUACUUUUGAAAUUAUCAAUGAUUCUAUUUCUGAACUCAAAAGUGAUACUUUUUCCGAAGAAAAACUCACAACUAAAUCGACCAGUCGAUUGGUAACUCCAACCGACAUGACUGAUUCACCUUUUUCACCAGUCAAUCUCAUACUCUCUAUCCUGACAUACGUCGAACUGUUGAUCCGAAUGGUGUUGAGUGUUUCCUUUUCAGCACGACCUCAAGCAACCCAACGUCGGUGGACAUACGCGAAAGUUGGUAAAUAACUGGACGGCGAACGGUCGAAGACAACGCACCUCCAGCUCGAAAGACAACUGA